Hemiscyllium ocellatum (epaulette shark) is the source of this 5434-nucleotide messenger RNA. RefSeq names its product diphthamine biosynthesis 6 (gene dph6). Lineage: Eukaryota; Metazoa; Chordata; Chondrichthyes; Orectolobiformes; Hemiscylliidae. Gene Ontology annotation, molecular function: diphthine-ammonia ligase activity. Gene Ontology annotation, biological process: protein histidyl modification to diphthamide. The coding region runs from base 591 to 2696 and encodes 701 amino acids. The record is from RefSeq and is a predicted model, not a curated record. The transcript has 15 exons.
AGAUAAAGGGAGAGAGAGAGAGAGAGAGAGAGAGAGAAAGAAAGAAAGAAAGAAGAAGAAGAAGGAGGGAUAGGGAGACAGAGAGAGGGAGAGAGAAGGGGAUAGGGAAGGGGAUAGAGAGAGAGAGAGAGAAAAGGAGAAGAGGAUAGGAUAGGGAGGGAGACAUACAGAGAGAAGGGGAUAGGGAGAGAGAGAAAGAAGAGGAUAAAGAAGGAGGGUGUGAAAGAGAGAGAAGGGGAAAGAGAGAAAGAUAGAGGGAAGGGGAAAGGGAAAGGGAGAGGGAGGGAGACGAAAUAAAAAGGAGAGAGAGAGGGAGAGUGAACGGGAAGGAAAGAGAAAAAAGAUAAAGUGGAAAAAGUUAGAGGGAAACAAAAGGCACAGAAAGUUAAGGAGGAGGGGGAGAGAGUAAUAUAUUUUUGAGAGGAGAAAGGGGCCAGAAAGAGAGGGAAUAACUGGGAUAAAAAGAGGAUGAAUAGAUAGGAAAGGUGACCAAUAGAGGGAAACUAGGAGCAGACUGGGUCGGUGAGGUUCCUAGAUUAGAUAGACACUCAGACAGAGCUUGAAUUUCUCACUGAUCUUGAAAACCCCACAUGAUUUACUCCCUUCUGAACAAAAUGAAAGUAGUUGCUUUAAUAAGUGGUGGAAAGGACAGCUGUUACAACAUGAUGCAGUGUGUAGCAGCUGGACAUGAAGUGGUGGCAUUAGCUAAUUUAAGACCUGCUCAACACAAAGAUGAGCUUGACAGUUACAUGUAUCAGACUGUGGGACAUGAAGCUAUCGAUCUGUAUUCUGAAGCCAUUGGCUUGCCACUGUACCGUCACACUAUCCAAGGUAGCAGCCUGGCAAUUGGAAGAAAUUACAACAAAUGUGAAGGUGAUGAAGUGGAAGACCUUUACCAUCUUCUGAAAACUGUUAAGGAAAAGGAAGGAGUGGAAGGAGUUUCAGUUGGUGCCAUCCUUUCGGACUACCAGCGCGUCAGAGUGGAAAAUGUGUGCAGGCGGCUUAAUCUUCAGCCUUUGGCUUACCUCUGGCGUCGAAACCAGGAAGAUCUGCUGAGAGAGAUGAUAUUGUCUAAUGUUCAAGCCAUGAUAAUCAAAGUCGCAGCUUUUGGUCUAGAUCCAGAAAAGCAUCUUGGGAAGACAUUGGAUCAGGUAGAACCUUAUCUCAAACAGAUUUCUCAGAAGUAUGGAGUACAUGUAUGUGGAGAAGGUGGAGAGUAUGAAACCUUUACACUGGAUUGUCCCUUAUUCAAGAAGAGGAUAGUUAUUGAUUCCUCAGAAAUAGUUGUACAUUCUGCUGAUGCAUUUGCACCUGUGGGCUACCUCAGAUUAUUAAAGUUGCAUCUGGUGGAUAAACCCAAUAUACCAGCCAGCAUAGCAUUUGCUGAAAGGAAGCCCUGUUUGUCUUGCUGUGAUCAGAAGAGUAGUGUAGAAAAAGAGGACAAUAGAGACAUGUCAAAACCACAGAUCACUUGGAAUCUUAGCUCAAGUAGUUUAUCUGAUGUUGACAUGUUGAAUCAUUGGUCUGGGAGCACAAAAAAUGGGUACCAGUGGAUUAGUGCAACACAUUUUCCCAUGGUGGGGAAAAACAUUAAUGAUGCAACAAAGCAGACAUUCUCCCUACUUCAAGCGGAGUUGGCAACGAAAGAGUACGAGUUAUCAGACGUCAUUCUGCUUCAUCUGUAUGUGAAGAACAUGAGAGAUUUUGGAAUCAUAAACUCAAUCUAUGAGUCCUACUUCAAUUUAAAUCCACCUGCAAGGGUUUGUGUGGAAGCCUCGUUACCUGAUGGAGUGCCACUUCAAAUUGAUUGCCUUGUGCACAAAAAUAGGUUAACCUUGCAGGGUACAAUCAAACAGCAAAAGGAGACCAUGCAUGUUCAGAGCAUUUCACACUGGGCCCCUGCUAACAUAGGACCUUACAGCCAGUCAGUCAAGGUUGGAAAUGAGAUAUUUUGUGCUGGUCAGAUUGGAUUGAUUCCAUGCACCAUGCAGCUUAGCAAAGGAGGUGUCAAAUCCGAGGCUGUACUUUCACUGAGCCAUGUCCAAAAGGUUCUAGCAGCUAUGCAAAGCGGAACACAUCUAAAUCAUGUCUUGCUGGCAAACUGUUAUGUCUCAGACAAGAAAUACAUCUCCAUUAUUGAAAAGAUCUGGCUAAAAAACAUAAAGGAACACACACAAGAGGAGCAAACCAGUGGAGAGACUAAGCCUGGCUCUGGCCUGCUGAUCGUAGCUGUGUUUCCUCAUCUACCAAGAGAUGCUGCAGUGGAAUGGCAUGUCAUUGCUGUUACUGAUGAUCCCUGUGAGAGGAAAUCCUUCAUCAUAAAUAAAAAAUCCAAUGGUUAUGUAAUUGACUGUGAGUUGAUUGUGUCAAGUUUGAAGUCAAGUGCUGCUAUCUCAUUGGCUGUAAGUCUUCUGUCACCAUCAGUGACUGCUUUAAAUCUGAAGAGUGUGCUGCAUGAACUAGCAGUUGUAUUCCGGCAAGCUAUGGAUAAACUCCCUCAAGAUGUUAAGCAGCUCCCUCUGUGCUUCAAAACCUUUUACUGUGAAGAUACCAUAGAUCCCAGCUUUGUACGAAAAGAUUUGGAGAGAUCCCUAGAAGAUUUACUGGACUUAAAGUUCCCACUGCUGAUUUUGGUGCCUGCAGCAGAUUUGCCUGGCCUAGAAAUUCUGCAUGUAUCUUGUUGGCUGAGCAGCUAAGGACUAAAGACAGGAUGGAGAAUUAUGAUUACCCAGCUACUGUAAAUCCAUUUCCUCCCCCUUUUUUGAAAGAACGAAAACAAAAGCAGAAUUCCACCUGUGUUUAUAGUAGCAGAUCCAACAGCGUGCAAAAGAAAGAACUUCAAAUAACACUUUGGUCAACACUAUGUCUAGAUUGUAACAAAGGGCUUCUUGUUCAUGGCCAAGUUUACUAUUACGUUUAUUGGCAACCGAUAAAAGUAAAGCAGGACAAAGGUGUUGCGUAUUACUGGAUUUGUUGUUGAUAUUAAUCUAUGGAGUCAGCCAAAGGAAAGUCAAUCAGCUUUUGUUUUAAAUCUGUGCAGGUAGCAUGAACAAUAAUGUGUCUGAAUUUCAAUGUUAAAUUUAUAAUGCACAAAAAUAUAUAGUUGUUUUCGUUUCAUAACUAUUGUUAACUUUUUUCAUCUUUAUAAUCAUUUCCAUUAUUGUGUUAUUGAUGAGCAGCAAGUGAGUCCUUACACCAAUAGUUCAAUUAUUUAAUGCUUAAGUCUUAACUUUUUUAACGCCACUUCCUUUCCUCCUAUAAAGAAUUUUACACUGUGUAAGACAGCCUAUCUCCUCAGGCAUUUGCAAACCUUUUCCCAGUGGUGACUUUUCAUGCAUGUUCCUUGAUUCUGUGUGUGGGGUGUCAUAACCAAGCUUAACCCCAUUUUCACUGAUCUCAGGUCGUGCACUUUGUCAGAUGGCCAUAAGGGAUAAAAGUUCUCUAUGACUUUUGUCUCCCUGAUCCUGAAGGCAUUGCGACACUUCUACCAAUAUUUAAUCCAAAGAUCAGCUGAUUCAACUGAGUCCAGGAAUCAAGCAUUGGAUGGACAUUCCUGAUUUUUGUAAGUCAGCUACCCACUGUGUUAAUUCUCUAAACCAUAGAGGGCCAAUUCUGAGAUUAUUACAUGCAGCUAUACUUGUAGCUCAGCAGUGCAUAAACAGAAAAAAUGUUAUGAACAACCUUUUCUUUCUACUUAAUUCAGCAUUUGUACAAAAAUAGAAAGGCACUUGCCUAUUAAAGCUCAGUCUCCCCAGUGAGUCAUUUUGAUCUAGGACUUGAAAGUGUUAUGAAGCAUGCUUUAGAAGCUGUUAGAAAAGAGAUUCAUUUUCACUGGCUUUAUAUGUUGUGUAAUAAAUCCACGCAAGUUACUGCACAGGUUGAACAACUUGAGAUUUCCGAGGUAACUGAAGCUAUCUUGCUGAUGAAGAUAAAUUAUAGAUGUUCUGUUUUUGUGUGUGAAAUACCCAUUUGAUGGUUCUUUGAAGCAGUUCAAGAAUGGCCAAAGUUCGCUGUCAUCAUUAACAAAGGUCCCAUAUUGUAAAGGUUAUGAUACCAAACUCACCACCUAGAAAUAUAUCAACUUUAAUUCAAUAAAUCUGGUCAUUUGGGAGUUGGAAACUAUGACCACCAAAGUUACUGUUUGGAUAUGGUCCGCAAAUGUUCAUGAAUGUAUUUUUGAGAAGAUUUUGACCCUGCCAUCGAAGUUAAUCUACAAUUUACUCUGAUCGACUUUAAUACCAUCAUGUGUGACCCAGCAUGCCAUCGAUUGAUAAAUGCACACUUAGCCAGCGGUGCUAGUAUCCUGAGAAUAAUAUUUUCCAAUGGUGCUUAUCUUGUGUGUGCAUGUCCAUAUUCUCUCCUCCACAUAUGUAAUUUUUUGGUUUCUGUUUCCUUGCAUUAUAAGUUCUACUACUUCCUUGAUCAAACUAUGCACUGAUAUGGAACUAAUCACUGAUAUGCUAAAAUGGAAAUAUAGAAAAUCCUAGCAGGUCUAGGCCAUUGGGCCCUUUGAGCCUGCUACACUAUUCAUUACAAUAAUGGCUGAUCAUCCAAUUCAAAAACCUAUUCCUACCUCUUCCUGGUAUUCUUUGAUCCCUUCAGCCCCAAGAUCCAUGUCUAAUUCCUUCUUGAAAUCAUGCAGUGUUAUGGCUUCAGCCGCUUCCUGUGGCAGUGAAUUCCAUGGGCUCACCAUUCUCUGGAUGAAGAAAUUUCUUCUAAUGUGUCAUAAAUAUUGUAGUGUACUCCAAAUUCUUAGACUGUCACCGCUGGCUGUGGACUCCCCUGCAACCAGGAACAUCCUUCCUGAAUUUACUAACGUUAGAAUUUUAUACAUUUCCAUGAGUUCUUCCUCAUUCUUCUAACCUCCUUUGAAUGUAUUCCCCAAUCAAUUCAACCACUCCUCAUACGUCAGUUCCACCACCCCAUGCUUACACUAGUGUAUUCACCUAUUAUGAAAAUAUCAAUUUUCAUCGAUCUUGAGGAUAAAUCUACCUGUACAUGAUUGAAUUUUGAAUUGAGUGAUGUAAAUUCAUUAAUAACUGUUUUAUGAUAUCAGAAAAUCAGAGUAUUUAUUGACAACAUAGUGACCUAUGGAAGACUUUUACUACCCGAAUAUGAGACUAAGUGCAUUAGUUAUAACUAAUGACUGAAUUUCAUUAUGGGGGUUUACAUAGUCUUUAUUUAUGCCAUGUUUAGUAAUGCAGUCUUUUCCAUAUAGUAAGUUAAAGCAAUGUAUUUGGUCCAUCGUGACAUGUUAAUACAAGAUAUGUAGAAAUGCACCUGAAAAUAGCACUAAUAAGCCUUGCCUUAAGCCUAGUAUUCAUGGUUAGAAAAGAAGCUGAUUAAAUUAUUAAUUACUCCAGCCCAGGAUUAUUUGGAUAAUGUGAUUAACAUGUCAAAAUGUAUUAAUAUUAAAAAUUGUAAAGAAAACAAA